Messenger RNA from Styela clava, 2044 nucleotides. RefSeq names its product protein FAM219A-like. NCBI's taxonomy places the organism in Eukaryota, Metazoa, Chordata, Ascidiacea, Stolidobranchia, Styelidae. The record is from RefSeq and is a predicted model, not a curated record.
ACCAUCCGCGUGAUAUCAUAAGAUUACGAAGUAUUUUCGUUGAGAUUGAGUUGUCUGGAAUGUUGUUUGUUCGAGUCGUUAGUUCUGACUUGUUUUCUUCUGCGCUAACCGCUGUUGGUGAUUACUGAUACGGUUUUGUAAGUGUAUUAAGAGUAUCUAUACCCAGAUACCGUAGAAAUUUCAAGCACAUCAGCGCUGAGAAGACUAGGUAUUCCUGUAUACAAGUAUAAUGGAUAAUGACACAGAAGAAAAUGAAAAACUGUCUUUAAAUAGUUCAAAUGAAAGUCAUCCAUUGACGGCGAGAUAUCAGUCAAAUAAGACAAGAAAAGAACGCAAGCCUUUUGCAAAAGCAAGUAUGACUGUCACUGUAACGAAAGAACCAAAGAAAACAAGUUUAAUGUCUGUUGCCAGGUUGCAAGUUCCAAAUUCGGGGAAAUACCAAAGAUUAGAUAAUUCACCUUUAUUAAAAUUGGAGUCUGACAGCGAUGAUGAGGAUGAACUAUUUUUAUCUUACACAAGACCAACUGCAAAUCAAGUCAACAGGCAAUUAACAAAACAAUUAGAAAAAGAUGGAUAUAGACUCGAUGAAAUGCCAGAUGAUGAGGAACUGGACUUGAUUCCGCCUCGAGAAUUUAGAGAAGCUCGUUUUUGUUCUUGUUGUAAUGCUUUUAAUAUAUCUUGUGCCAUCAUGUAAUCUUCACUACUGCAAGAGCUUUAGUUUUCCAAUCAUCUGAAAUGGAUUCACACUGAAUCCAAGUGGCUUUGGAAUAUGGGCACAUGCUAUGUGCCACACAUAGUACAGAAUACAGAUACUAUACGUAUUUUGUUAAACACAUUGUGGUAAAUUUUCUAUAUUUAGUGGAGUAUUAUUGUAUGAUACUUUCUAUACUAAAUCCCCUGUUAUCGUGUUAGUUUCGUUGGCGGGGAAACGUUUUGCUACGAAUCUAUGAUCAAUCGCAAAAUCAAUUAUCAGCAGCUUUAAAACAUUAUACUGUAAAAUGUGAGGGCUCAGAUAGUACGCAACUUUUAGAGUCCGAAAUAUUAUAUUUUUUGGACAUUUAAAUAUACCGUAAGUACAAGCUAUGUAUUCAUCAAUCAUUUAAAAGUAUUAUAUUUUUCAAUGUACAAUGCACCUGUUGCCACCCUUUGUACUUGACAAGUGUUUUAUGGUGGAAUUGGUGUUGAACACUUUCAAAUUUUGAUGCCAUAUAUGCCACAUUGAUUUUGGAGAUUAAUUUGUGUUAGCUUCACAAGGGAUGUUGGAUGUAAAUCAAAUGAAUGUAUUCUUUUUAAAGUAUACUUCUCUUACAUUUGUAUAAAGAUAAUUUUAUUGUUUUUUUUUCCCGAGUGUGUAUUGUUGUUUUUUGCAGUAUCUCUUUAUUCAAUUAACUUCAUAGUAAUUAGCCAUUAUUUUGUAUUGUAACUGUAAAAUCUAUGCUUAAAUUUAAUUUUUUCGCCACUGAUAGGAUAUUUACACGUUUAUUCCGGGGAAAGAAAAGCCAGAUGGCUUAAUCAUCUGGCGUACCACAACCUCUAUUAUAAAUUUAUGAUGGACUUGUGUCCUGCAGAUGAAGACUUGAUGGUCAGGCCAUUAAGUGUUGUGUUGCAUUAUAAGAAUUAUGAUGUGAUCACCUUUGCAAUUACUUAUCAGCUCCUUAUUGGUGAUAGAUCCUUGAAUGUGAUGUGUGUUUUCUUGCCACAUAUGAUGACCUGAGUUCACAGAUAGAACAAUAAUACUCUCGCACAAAACUUCCACUAUUCUACGCCUAUGCUUGGCAGUGGGGAAGAUUUGAAACAAUUGCAUAUCUGUUUUUACUUUUCUUGUAUAUAAUUUUCAUGCACCCAUGUUAUUCACUGUGUUAUUAGAACUCCAUUGAAGGAAUGAUGUUGUUCUCUUUAUUUCACAAUGUUUGUUCAUUUUUUUUUCUUUGCAUUUUGAUUCCAUUCUUCAAAGUCAUUUGUUUCUUACUUUUUCACCCUCAAGUGAGUGUAUAUUUGAGUCGCUGAGUAGAUAUUGUGCAAUUAAAUUGUGUGUAAUUUACAG